AUGGCUUCCGAACAGAAUGCCGUCUACUGCACACUUCUGCUAAGCGACAAUUACCUGCCUGGGGCGAUGGUCCUGGCGCAUUCCUUGCGUGACAAUGGAACAAGAGCGAGAUUGGUGGCCCUCUUCACACCGACUACGCUUCGACAGGAAACAAUCGACGAAUUAAGGACCGUCUAUGAUGAGCUGAUCGCAGUGCAUUCUUUCGUCAAUGGCCGACCCGCCAACCUGUGGCUGAUGGACCGACCGGACCUCAUCGCUACCUUCACGAAAAUCGAGCUCUGGCGUUUGACCCAGUUUGACCGAGUCGUAUACAUCGACUGCGACAUCGUGGCCCUGCGAGCCCCCGAUGAGCUGCUUGCACUGGAGGUAGAUUUCGCUGCUGCCCCGGACGUAGGCUGGCCGGAUUGCUUCAACAGUGGCUUGAUGGCUCUCCGGCCCAAUAUGCAGGACUAUUACGCCCUAAAGGCUCUCGCGGAGCGGGGGAUCAGCUUCGAUGGGGCCGAUCAGGGUCUGUUGAAUAUGCAUUUCCGUGACUGGCAUAGACUAAGCUUCACGUACAAUUGCACCCCCAGUGCAAACUACCAGUACAUCCCCGCGUACAAGCAUUUUCAAAGUACCAUCAGCCUGAUCCAUUUUAUCGGGUCGCGAAAGCCGUGGAAUAUGCCCAGGCAUGUGGUCCCGAUGGAGUCGCCGUAUAAUCAGCUGCUCAACAAGUGGUGGGCGGUCUAUGACAAACACUAUCAUCCCCAAGCUGUGUCUACUCAGCAGCUAUCCCAAGUUCCGCAAGAACCAAUCGCCAUACUGCGAUCGUCAGAUAUAGCCCCGAGUGGUGCGGUUCAGAUUUGGCCCGAGCCUCAGCAGGUCCAUCAUGUUCAUGGCCAUGGCGAUGGCCGUUCGGAUAAUAUCGUGCUAAAUGAGCAAUCAUCGUGGCAGCAACACUCCGCUGAGGAGGAGUCGCACGACCACGGUGCAGCACAACAGGCAGCUCCCCCAACAGAUAGACCGGUGUUGAGCAUAGUACCACAAUACGUGCGCGGCGAAGAAAAUGUUUCGACUUAUGUUCCCUCACAGCCUAACCCACCGGCGCCUAUUCACCAUAUCGAACCAAGCCUUGAAAGUCAACCGGUACAUCGCGAGCACCACGAACACCACGAGCAUCACGAACAUCAUGAACACCGUGAACCGUCCCAUGAUACAAGCCAUAUUCACCAUCCACAGCCUAUACCACCGCCCCCGAUUACUGAAAUUCUCCACCGACCCCCAUCGCCCAAGCCCGAGUCUCCCAAAUUCGAAGCACCAAAGGCAGAAUGGGAUGCCGAACGUGAGCCACCACCAUUGAACACGAAACCCGAAGGAAUCAGCCUGCAACAAAAAACCUACACUAUGUCCGAAGACACAAAGCUCUUCCAACCUCCCCCUUCAUACCCCGAAGCCCCGAAAAACAUGUACUACCAGGUCCCCGCCACAAAUCCCACUCCACAAAAGAUAUCCCAGAUCUUCCCCUGGGAACGCCAUGCCGCCAGACCAACCCGCGUCUUUGCACACGAACAAUCUCCUCCCCCCGCUGCUGCAUCUCCCGAACAACCAUCAACCCCAGAUCCUACCCUUCCCAAUCCAGCCCUGGCAGCGAUCGACAUAACCCCAACCCGGAUCCCAUUCGAACCCUCGGCCGAGUCGUGGGAUAGCUACUCCCGCUCCAACGCCUGGGACGAAGACCCCUCAAUCCAGCGCUACAUGGAAUCAAUCCAAGCGGCACGGAAACCAAAGACCCAAAUCGUCACCAGCGACAGCGCACAAACAAGCCCUGACAACCAAGCGGCCACUGCAGCUCACCACCACCGACCAAGCUUCCGGCUAACGGACUUCCCAACCGAAGUCGAGCGGCCCAGUCUACCCGUCACUCCGGCGCCAGUCGAACGACGGUGGUCUGCAGGCAAUGAUGGCGAUUCUACCUCCGCCGGGACAUCCUUGCUCCCUACUGCUGAGGGUGUACCGGCUCAGGAGGACUGGGUGGGUGUCACGGUUGACGCGUUCUCCCAACUCCUCAACGCAACAUACUUAUUUUGGCGCUCUACAGAAUCCCCUAGCUCGUCUCGAAGAGCUUCGUCGGAGGCAGUCCGUGGGGUUGGGGCUUCCGGAGCAGUUUAG
Molecule: messenger RNA, 2148 nt
Organism: Penicillium waksmanii
Lineage: Eukaryota; Fungi; Ascomycota; Eurotiomycetes; Eurotiales; Aspergillaceae
Exons: 6
Coding region: 1-2148 (715 amino acids)
Cellular component (GO): cytoplasm
Molecular function (GO): glycosyltransferase activity
Source: RefSeq, a predicted model, not a curated record